This is a messenger RNA of Ostrinia nubilalis (European corn borer), 3447 nucleotides long. RefSeq lists its product as uncharacterized. The coding region runs from base 949 to 3447 and encodes 832 amino acids. Lineage: Eukaryota; Metazoa; Arthropoda; Insecta; Lepidoptera; Crambidae. The transcript has 2 exons. The record is from RefSeq and is a predicted model, not a curated record.
CAUGAAACUUGUUUAUGUUUGUUGCCAAUAGAUGUCACUGUAUUUUGAGGGACGAAAAGCUGUACCGCGGUGUCCAGAUUUUUUUCCCUGGCUUUAUAUACUUGGAGUAUUUUGACAUCUGUGAACCUUUGACAACUAGUGUGAACCAUUGACAACCUGUGUCAAGCAAUAAAUUGUCACCUAAAUAUUGACGUCUUAUUUAAACCUAGAUAAGAGUCCCUUAAGUGCGCCGAGAGUAUCCGUGGUUUAUUCAUGGUCCUGUCGAGUCGGAUAUCAUCAGGAAGCUGAUGUCCAUUGGGCACUGGUAACGGUGCAGGUGCCGGGAUCACACUUUGUGCAUUUUUGGAGGGGGGUGACGUCCUGGACAGUGGAUCGCUGUCGCAAACAGGACAGGUGAAGAAGCUGGGUCAGCUAGGAGCUGCUGACACCAGUUUGACAGUACCAGCUGUGGUGCUGUCAGGGCAACCAACUGGUUGAGGAAGAUCAGGAGAUGAUGAUGGUGGUGCUGCGCUGAGGUGGUGCCAUCUGGUGGAGACACGAUCGGAGCCCUAAGGAGUUCGUCUUGGAGCCCUAAGCAGUUCAUGUCGGAGCCCGAAAGGAGUUCGGGUUCGGAGCCCGAAGGAGUUCGUGUUUGAUGAAGAGUUCGCCGUCUAUUGUGAUAGUGUGUGAGUGAAACGGAUACAACUGUGAGUACUCUUUUGGCAUUUUAUUAUUGAGAAGAAGAUUGAAGGAUUUUGGACUUUAUUUACACUGGUAGUUUAACUUAGAAAAUUUUAAUUGUUUACAUUGACUUAGAAAAAUUUUAGAUUAAUAUUUUAGGACUUAGAAUAGUUUUGAAAAAGCGGUUGCUACGGGGAACCUAUGCCCGAUUUCUGUCAGAGUUGUCAAACACUUAGAAUUUUUUACUAUUUUUGGAGUUUUGUUUACAUUUCAAUUUAACUGUCAUUUAUGAUGGAACGUUUAGAGAACUGUCAGUUUGACCUUGCGUCAAGAAUAGAAAAAUCAAAAGUCAAUUUCAUAAAAAGUUCUAAAGAUCGUUUGACAAAGGAGUAUUUAGAGGGAAAGUUGGAACUUCUUGAAGGUUUGUGGAAUGAAUUUCUGUUAGGUCAUAGGGAAUUGUUGCGCACUACGGAACCUAAAGUGUUAUCUGAGUCUAGGUAUAUGCAAAGCGAUACUUAUGACAAAGCAGAAGAUUGUUACAUCGAUUAUAAAUGUAGAUUGAAAGGAGCUUUAGCUAAAUUCUUUAUAAUCCCAAGUUCGUCCAACAAUGAUUCCAACCAGCCCACGAUACAGGCGCCUAAUGUCAAACUACCAAAAGUAAAUAUUCCGAUCUUCUCAGGAAAGUACUCGGAAUGGAACACCUUCCGAGACUUAUUCCAGUCUUUGAUACAUACGAACAAGACACUAGGAAAUGCUCAAAAAUUAUUGUAUUUAAAGGGGUACUUACAGGGUGAAGCCGAGCAACUUUUAUGUAACAUUCCGAUUACCGAUAGUAAUUACGAGCAUUGUUGGGGCUUAUUAGACGAGAGGUACAACAACAAACGGUACAUCUGUCAUCACAUUUUGAAGAGACUACUAAGCCAGAAAAAUGUAACUUGUGAGUCGGCUAGUGGUUUGAAAGGUUUGAUGGACACCACAAACGAUUGUUUGUCAGCUCUGUCUAAUAUUGGCAUUGAUACUAGUACCUGGGACGUGCUGGUAAUCCACAUAUUAACGCUGAAGUUGGACCCUGAAUCAAAAAGGCAAUGGGAGUUUAGCAUCGCGGAUAAUAACUCUACCGAGCUACCAACUUACGACCAGUUCGAGCAGUUUCUUAAAAACCGUUACCGCGCCCUUGAAUUUUUGAGUUCAGGAUCCAAACCGAUUCCUAAUAAAACCUUACCUGUUUUCAAAAUGAAAACCAUGCACGUUGCCACGUUAGUCUGUCCCUUUUGUAAGAAGGAGCACAAAUUGAGCACGUGUAAAGCGUUUAGGGAUACGUCAGUGGAAUUACGUCGCGAAUUUAUUGCAACUCAUAAUGUUUGCUUUUGUUGUCUCGGAAACAAUCACUCUGCCAAAUUCUGCCACAGCAAAUACAAGUGUCGCAUAUGCAAGAGGAAGCACCACGCUCUGCUGCAUCCUACGAACAAGAUUGCUGCUCAGGAACCCCAAAACGGGGAGGUUACUACGGCUGAUACCAAGAAAGUUGGUGCUGUUAUUUCCUGCACGUCUACAAGAAGCACUGUGGAUUGUAGCCAGGUAUUGCUAGCGACGGCACUUGUAGAUACGGUUUCUAAAUACGGCCAAACUUAUACUAUUCGUUCUCUGCUGGAUCAAGGGUCCCAAUCUUCUUUUAUUACCGAGGCAAUGGUACGGUUAUUGGGUUUGAAGAAGAUACCAGCUAGAGGGCAGAUAGUAGGAGUAGGUGGCACGAACGGGCUCACGACAAAGUCGAUGGUAGAAAUAAAAAUAGCAUCACGGGUCGAUCCGAACUUUAUUGUAACAGUAAAAGCUUACGUACUAAGAUCCAUCACUUCGCUUUUGUCUAAGCAAAAGAUAAUAAGAGCGGAGGAAUGGAAGGAGCUUGAGGACGUUGUCCUCGCGGAUCCGAGCUACUAUACUUCUAACAGUGUGGAUUUGUUAUUAGGGUCAGAAGUAUAUAGCCGGGUACUUCAAAACGGAGUCAUCAAGGGACCGCUUGGUUCACCACUUGCUCAGUGUUCGUCACUGGGGUGGAUUCUGUCUGGUGUCGUUAACACGCCGACGAAGCCCUCUGAAACAAUAAAAGUGAUGCACUGUAGUGUGAAGAAUAAUCAGCUUCAAAGAAAAUGUCGUAAGCUAGAAGAUGACAUUCCGUUGCCAAAGGAACGAACAUGUACAGAAGAUCAAAAGACAGGUGAAGGAUACUUUACCAAAACUACUCGUAGAGAUGACACUGGUCGAUACAUUGUGCGUCGUCUUCCGGUGAAGAAUGAAGAUCCCGAUGAGAAGAAUUCCCGGCAAACACCUGAAAAAAGAAUGUAUUCAUUAGAACGAAGACUGAAGAACGGCGAUCUGAAACAGAAAUACAUAGAGGUUUCUAAUGAAUAUGUUAGCAGUAAUUUGGAACAUGGUGAAGUUUCUCCAACGGCGGCUGAAAAGAUAUUGUCAGAUUUUAAUGUGGACGAUCUCAUGAUGGGUUGCGGAACUAUCGAUCAGAGGAUUCAACUUUACAGAGGGGUGAACAUAACGUUAGGUAAAGAAGGGUUUGAAUUGCAAAAGUUGACUACUAAUAAUGAAGAUUUGGUCAAGGCAAUGAAAGAUGGUAAAGUAAGUCAACGGAAAGGAAACGAAGAAAGGCUGAAAAGGAAAAAUGAUGAAAUAAUAAAAAGUGACGGCAUCACCUGGAAUUGCAGUGAAGAUAUUGUGAUCCGUUACAAGGUCGACGUGCAGACCUACGAAGAACCUGUAACAAAAAAAAAAAGUUAA